This is a messenger RNA of Erpetoichthys calabaricus (reedfish), 3346 nucleotides long. RefSeq names its product hemicentin-2-like. The coding region runs from base 10 to 2838 and encodes 942 amino acids. Lineage: Eukaryota; Metazoa; Chordata; Cladistia; Polypteriformes; Polypteridae. The transcript has 14 exons. Gene Ontology annotation, cellular component: membrane. The record is from RefSeq and is a predicted model, not a curated record. Gene Ontology annotation, molecular function: calcium ion binding. Gene Ontology annotation, biological process: homophilic cell-cell adhesion.
CUUAUUGAGAUGAAAAUGGAGGUGCGCGCUGGAGUCGUUUUGGCUGCUGUCUCUCUGUCUCUGUUCUCGUACUAUUCCUCUGCCGCUACUCUCAUAACUCCUCAGAACACACUUAAUGGGACAGUAGGUGGAGAAAUCACAUUUCAUUUGUCAAUUGAUCCAGUCGAUCAAACGGCUGAUGUUGGAAGCUGGACAUUUGGUCCGAAUAUUGUUGUGGCCUGGGCGGACUCAAAUAUUAUUUAUACAAAGGACUAUAAAGGAAGAGUCGAGGUGUCCCGCGCCACUGGCACUCUUAAGUUUAAUAAGCUGUUUGCUACUGACUCAGGAGAAUACAUAGUGACGAUUACAACAGCUCCGUCUACGUUCAAUCUGGGUGGAAGAGUUGAGUUAAAAGUGUAUGAACCUGUUUCUGAUGUCAAGAUAACGGCAAAACCUGGACAGCCAAUAGAAAACAAGACUUUCUCUCUGACCUGUGAUGCAUCUGGACAGGUGGAUUCAAUACACUGGGUAAAGAACGAUCAGCCUCUCUCUCCAUCUGGCCACAUCACCUUGUCUGCAGACAGUAAAACAUUGUCCUUUAAUCCUGUACUGCGGUCAGAUAAUGAUGGUUAUAAGUGUACAGCAUCCAAUCCAGCCAGCAAGAUGAGCAGUGAAGUAAAUAUACUGACUGUCAACUGCUGCUCCAGUUUGAGUCUCAUCACUCCCACAAGCCCUGUUUUCGGAAGGGUAGGCGGCGAUGUGACAUUAAACUUUUCACUUAAUCCUUCAAAUGUCGUGUUACAGGCUGUGACAUGGACAGUAAACAUUACUAACAAUGUGGGGAUUUGGACAGGUGGUGCAGUUUCAUACGGAGUGGGGUAUGAAGGGAGAGCCCAACUGAACACAAUGACGGGAUCUCUGUCGCUCUUCAGACUGACACUACGGGACUCGGGACAGUACAGCGUGAGCAUCAUAACUACUGAUGGAGGGAGUACGAGUGCAAGUGUCACACUUCAAGUGUUAGACUUCUCCAUAACUCAAAGUCCCAUUUUCGGACAAAGCAGCGGCAAUGUGACAUUUGAUGUUUCCAUUAAGCCUUCAAAUAUGAUGUUACAGACGGUGACUUGGACUGUAAAUACUACUGAUACGGUGGUGAGUUUGUCAGGUUCUACAGUUUCAUACGGACAGGGAUAUGAGGGGAGAGCCCAUCUGAACACAACAACGGGGUCUCUGUCACUCUUCAGACUGACACUACGUGACUCGGGACAGUAUUGCGUGAACAUCACAACUACUGAGGGAACAGCUAUGAGUGGAAGUGUCACACUUAAUGUGUUAGGCUGCUCCGGUUUGAGUCUCACCACUCCCACAAGCCCUGUUUUCGGACGGGUAGGCGGCAAUGUGACAUUAAACUUUUCACUUAAUCCUUCAAAUGUCGUGUUACAGGAUGUGAUCUGGAGGUUAAACAAUACUAACAAUCUGGUGUCUUGUGUGGAUGGUUCAGUUUCAUACGGACAGGGGUAUGAAGGGAGAGCCCAUCUAAACACAAUGACAGGAUCUCUGUCGCUCUUCAGACUGACACUACGGGACUCGGGACAGUACAGCGUGAGCAUCAUAACUACUGGGGGAGAGGCUGUGAGUGGAAGUGUCAUACUUCAAGUGUUAGGCUGCUCUGGUUUGAGUCUCACUACUCCCACAAGUCCCGUUUUCGGACGGGUAGGCGGUGAUGUGACAUUUGACGUUUCACCAAAUCCUUCAAAUGUCGUGUUACAGACGGUGACCUGGACGUUUAACAAUACUAACAUAGUGGCGAGUUCGGCAGGUUCUGCAGUUGGAUACGGUCAGGAAUAUAACGGGAGAGCCAAUCUGAGCACAAUGACGGGAUCUCUGUCGCUCUUCAGACUGACUCUACGUGACUCGGGACAGUACAGCGUGAACGUCUUAACUACUGAGGGAGGAAGUGUGAGUGGAAGUGUCGCACUUCAAGUGCUAGAUCCAGUUUCUGUACCCACUAUCCAGUCCAAUGUGACUAAUCCAGUAGAGUUCAAUGACACAGUGACUUUGACCUGCACAGCCUCUGGCUCAGACGUCUCUUACCGGUGGUUCAAUGGCAGCUCAGAGGUGUCAGACACUCCGAGGAUUCACUUGAGUGCUGAUAACAGAACUCUAAUGAUAUCAGGCGUGCUGAGAUCAGAUGAUGGGCCCUUCUACUGCUAUGUGUAUAACCAUGUCAGUAACGGCACCAGCAAGCCCUUUAGCCUUGAUGUAAAAUAUGGACCGGACUUGCCCAUUUUGUCUCUCAGUCCUGACAAACCAGUCUAUGCUUCUGGAUCUUCCCUUAUUUUACAAUGCUCAGCACAGUCCAAUCCUACUGCUCAGUAUCAAUGGUUCUUAAAUGGAACUUCUCUUAACAAAAGAGGCCAGGAGCUUCAAAUAAGGAACAUUCAGGUGGAUCAGGCGGGUAACUACACAUGUUGGGCUUUCAAUGAUGUUACACUCAGGUAUGCUGCUGUGCACACAGUGAUUGAUGUCAGAGCAUCUUCGUCAGGAACAAUUUUCAUCUUGACAACAGAAAAUCUAGCUGGAACAAUCAUCGGUUCAUUUCUAGGGGGUGUUCUUGUAUCAGUGAUUGCAUUUCUUAUUGCAAAUAACAUCAGGAGGGAAGCACUUUGCAGAAAAGUUCCAGAUGUUAAAGCAGACAUUAAUGAGAACCCACCCAGCACUUACGAAAAUGUGCAUAACAUGAAAGCAAUGGAUAAAGGUCCUUCUCUUCCAAGUCCCAGCACAGAUCACCAUUACAUGGGUCUGCAGCCUGGAAAGCAGUCAAUCUACCACUCCCUCCAAGGAAAAAUGCCAUCUUAGCAAAAGAUAGAGAAAUGUUCAUAUUGGGCCAGUCAUUUGUGAUCACUGGACAGCUCCUUCAGUUGAAGUUAUAGGAGAUAUGCAAUAUUUCUAUGUAUAAGUCUGUUAAGUAUUUUAAUACCAGGCACUUUCUUUACCAUAGCCAAAGCCCUCACAAGCCAGUAAUUUAGCUUCUCUUCCUUGCUUAUUUGUAUGUUCUUUCAUAUAUGAGGUUGUGAGUGUGUCUAUAUAUAAAUGCGGUAUAUGUAUAUAUAUGAGUGAACAUUUGUACCGACUAUACACACACACUUUGAUUUACACAUCUCCUUUAUCAUUGCACUACUAUGUAACUUUAUAACUUUAUAAUGUGUGUUGUUUAACUUGUAUUAUUUAUGUUAUUUGUAUUUGAUUUUGUGUUCUGCUUUAAGCAGCUUCAAAGGUAUCAAGUUAAAUUCCUAGUCAUUAAAUACUGUUGAAUAAAAAGUGAAUCUCAUUGUGAUUGGCAGAGAGAUUUUAAACCAUGCACUUU